GCCGGCGCCGCCGCCGUCCAAACUGCGCGCUGGGGUCCCCCGGCUCGCCCCGGUCCGGGGCGUCCGAGAGGCCGGGGGAGAGCGCGCCAUGAAGUCAGUGCUCUUCAGCCGCUUCUUCAUCCUCCUGCCCUGGAUCCUGAUCGUCAUCAUCAUGCUCGACGUGGACACGCGUAGGCCCGCGCCCCCGCUCACCCCGCGCCCCUACCUCUCGCCCUACGCCGGGGGCCGCGGGGCCGCCCGCCUCCCGCUCCGCCGGGGCGGCCCGGGGCGCGGCCGGGAGCAGCGCAACGAGUCGCGGCCGCCGCCGCCGCCGCCGCCCGAGCCGCCGCUGCCCACCAUCUAUGCCAUCACGCCCACCUACAGCCGCCCGGUGCAGAAGGCCGAGCUGACCCGCCUGGCUAACACGUUCCGCCAGGUGGCGCAGCUGCACUGGAUCCUGGUGGAGGACGCGGCGGCGCGCAGCGAGCUGGUGAGCCGCUUCCUGGCGCGCGCGGGGCUGCCCAGCACGCACCUGCACGUGCCCACGCCGCGGCGCUACAAGCGGCCCGGGCUGCCGCGCGCCACCGAGCAGCGCAACGCCGGCUUGGCCUGGCUGCGCCAGCGGCACGGGCACCAGCGCGCGCAGCCCGGCGUGCUCUUCUUCGCCGACGACGACAACACCUACAGUCUCGAGCUCUUCCAGGAGAUGCGAACAACGCGCAAGGUCUCUGUGUGGCCAGUGGGCCUGGUUGGCGGGCGGCGCUAUGAACGUCCGUUGGUGGAAAACGGGAAGGUCGUCGGCUGGUACACCGGCUGGAGAGCAGACAGGCCUUUUGCCAUCGAUAUGGCAGGAUUUGCUGUAAGCCUUCAAGUCAUCUUGUCCAACCCCAAAGCUGUAUUUAAGCGUCGUGGGUCCCAGCCCGGGAUGCAGGAAUCUGACUUUCUAAAGCAGAUCACGACCGUCGAAGAACUGGAACCGAAAGCAAGUAACUGCACCAAGGUCCUCGUGUGGCACACUCGGACAGAGAAGGUGAACCUAGCCAACGAGCCCAAGUACCACCUGGACGCGGUGACGAUCGAGGUGUGACGGAGCCGCAGCUGGUGCUCUGGCGGGCGUGCGGGGUAGGGCUGCGGGCACCCGGGGGCCGUUUGCUCUGCUCUCCUCCCGACGGGCACCUGCUUACAGGGCGGUCGUGUCCGGAAGCUGAGCGCGGGUAGAGACCUCCGCUCUUGUCUCCAUUUGUUCUGCAUGCUCCCUUACAACCAACCCGGAGGGUCUCUGUACAGCACAGCUAAUGGCACGCAGGCUAGUACCAUUCUGAGGAUCUUCUUACAUACUGUUUUUCCCAUUUGGCCUUAUAAUUAAUUGGU
Messenger RNA from Balaenoptera musculus (blue whale), 1350 nucleotides. It is a transcript of the gene B3GAT2, whose product is annotated as beta-1,3-glucuronyltransferase 2. The record is from RefSeq and is a predicted model, not a curated record. Lineage: Eukaryota; Metazoa; Chordata; Mammalia; Artiodactyla; Balaenopteridae. The coding region runs from base 89 to 1066 and encodes 325 amino acids. Gene Ontology annotation, biological process: chondroitin sulfate proteoglycan biosynthetic process; carbohydrate metabolic process. Gene Ontology annotation, cellular component: Golgi membrane. Gene Ontology annotation, molecular function: galactosylgalactosylxylosylprotein 3-beta-glucuronosyltransferase activity. The transcript has 4 exons.